CAUUUGGCAACGUACAUCCCUGCGCAGGCGCACUCGUUUUGCUGCAUUAAGUCCUCGGUCCUCUGAAGACUUCUCAUUCGGAUCGAACUCAGUACUGCCAGCAUGGACGAGGAGCCUCUUUCAGCCUUGUGUACCCCUGCUCUGAUGAUCGAUGUGGAGAAAGUAAAGAAAAAUGCCCAAUCUAUGAGGGAACGGUGUGAGAAGCUGGGAGUUCAGCUUCGCCCACACAUGAAGACCCACAAAACCCUUGAGUGUGCUGACAUAAUGACAGGAGGGUCACGGCGGUGCAUUGUGGUUUCCACUCUGGCAGAGGCCGGUUUCUAUGCCGACCAUGGAUUUGAUGACAUCCUCUACGCGUAUUCCCUUCCUUUCGAUAAGGUGGAGCGGUGUGCCAUCUUGUCCGAGAGGCUGGAGCUCUUCCAGGUUUUGCUGGACCACCCCGAAGCUCUGGAGCAGCUCAAAAAGCGACCUUUGACAGACGGUCGACUGUGGCGUGUGUGGUUAAAGUUGGACUGUGGCAACGGGAGAGCCGGCAUCCUCCAUUCAGAACCCGACGCGCUCAAACUCGCGCAGGCCAUUGCCGGGACGCCCGGCGUAGACCUUACAGGGGUGUACGCUCACUGUGGGAACACCUACAACUGCACGGGAGUGAAGGAAAUCCAGGCUGUCGCCAAGGAAACCACCGACCUCACUCUUCAGUUCAUGGAAAGAUUGAAGGCUGUCGGCAUAAGCUGCAAAUCAAGCAUCGGCUCCACGCCUUCCUGUAGUCACCCGGUCCGAGACAUGGCGCAGCUGAGUGAGGUGCACCCAGGAAACUACGUCUUCUACGACGUGCAGCAGUCUUUGAUUGGCUCGUGCAGUUUGGACGACGUGGCCGUGCGCGUUUUGACCAGAGUCAUUGGACAUUGUCCCCACAGGAACCAGCUAUUGAUUGACUGUGGAUGGACCGGUUUAAGUUUGGAUGGUCCUGGCAAACUUCCGACCGGAUAUGCCGUGAUUGAAGGGCAUCCCGACCUCAAGCUUCUGUCUAUGACCCAGGAGCACGGAAGAGUGGAGUCCAUCGUGGGGAAGCUGGAUUACAGCAAGCACCCUCUGGGCUCUCUGCUCACGCUGGUCCCGUACCAUGCGUGUGCUACGGCGGCGAUGCAUCCUGUCUAUCACGUACACAGUCAGGGCAUUCUUCUGGGCAAGUGGACGCCGACGCGCGGCUGGUGAAUAUACAGUGUGUGCUCAUGCCGUGAAUAAACGCUACAUUAAUUAAAUAAUGAUGGAUGACUGUGUAUGUCUUCCGCCAUUGCACUUACAGUGGAACCUCGAUUUACAAACCCCUCUAUUUGCCAACUUUACAAUCUUUUAAGAUCACGCCUCUGUGUGCAAACGCUUUGUUCAUUCAUUCAUUUUGUGUCUCGCUGGCAGCCGUUUUGUGCUCGCUCGUAUUGAAGAGAUUGGGGAAGCAAGUUUUUAAUUGUGAUGAGAAUGGACUUUUCUUUGGAAAAGAUGCCAAAGCGGACUUAUUUUACCGCGGAGAAGACUAUCUCCCUCUUCCAAGAGCACACACACACACACACACACACACGUCACUAGAGAUGUCCGAUAAUAUCGGACUGCCGAUGUUAUCGGCCGAUAAAUGCUUUAAAAUGUAUGUGGAGGUCUUGCUCCUCCGGGUUCUUUGGACCACCAACCACGGACAUGACAGCUGCGUUCAGGGUUUUGAACAGUGUUUUAUUUUUCGAUAAAUUGUCCUUUUUGUCCAUUUCAGCCAUGUCAAAUUUUUCUCUCGCUCUCGCUCACGCUCGUUCUCAUUCUCCACCAUCAACCACCCCCUCUGCUUCCCGACUGCUGCCUUUUAACAGAGCGACAGGUGAUCAGACAAACACUCUCAGACGUGUCGUACACGCACCUGCCGCUGAUCUCGAAGCCGGUCCUGGCACACCCCGCUUCGCUGCAGGUCCGCAGGCCACGCCCCCCCCACAAUGUAAUAUUGGAAAUUAUCGGUUUCAAAAAGUAAAAUUUAUGACUUUUUAAAACGCCACUGUACGGAGUGGUACACGGACGUAGGGAGAAGUACAGAGCAGUUGCGUCUCCCAGUCAUACUUGCCAACCCUCCCGAUUUUCCCGGGAGACUCCCGAAUUUCAGUGCCCCUCCUGAAAAUCUCCCGGGGCAACCAUUCUCCCGAAUUUCUCCCGAUUUCCACCCAGUCAACAAUAUUGGGUGCCGGCCCAUUCAUAUAAUAUCUACGGCUUUUCACACACACAAGUGAAUGCAAGGCAUACUUGGUCAACAGCCAUACAGGUCACACUGAGGGUGGCCGUAUAAACAACUUUAACACUGUUACAAACAUGCGCCACACUGUGAACCCACACCAAACAAGAAUGACAAACACAUUUCAGGAGAACAUCCGCACCGUAACACAACAUAAACACAACAGAACAAAUACCCAGAACCCCUUGCAGCACUAACUCUUCUGGGACGAUACAAUAUACACCCACCGCUACCCCUAACCCCGCCCACCUCAACCUCCUCAUGCUCUCUCAGGGAGAGCAUGUCCCAAAUUCCAAGCUGCUGUUUUGAGGCAUGUUAAAAAAAAAAUGCACUUUUGUGACUUCAAUAAUAAAUAUGGCAGUGCCAUGUUGGCAUUUUUUUUUCCAUAACUUGAGUUGAUUUAUUUUGGAAAACCUUGUUACAUUGUUUAAUGCAUCCAGCGGGGUAUCACAACAAAAUUAGGCAUAAUAAUGUGUUAAUUCCAUGACUGUAUAUAUCGGUAUCGGUUGAUAUCGGAAUCGGUAAUUAAGAGUUGGACAAUAUCGGAUAUCGGCAGAAAAAGCCAUUAUCGGACAUCUCUAGUUAUGGGUUAUACUUAUAUAGCGCUUUUCUACCUUCAAGGUACUCAAAGCGCUUUGACACUAUUUCCACGUUCACCCAUUCACACACACAUUCACACAAACAUUCACAUACUGAUGGCGGGCGCUGCCAUGCAAGGCGCUAACCACGACCCAUCAGGAGCAAGGGUGAAGUGUCUUGCUCUAGGUUGGUAGAAGCUGGGGAUCGAACCAGGAACCCUCAGGUUGCUGGUACGACCAUACUGAUGUACUGUAAGUAGAUUUUUACUUUUUUAAAUGUUUAUUAUUGCAGCAAUAUUUUUUUAAAGGUAAGGAUUUUUGCGAUUUCUGAUCGUUUGUUAGGGCACUAAAGGGACUUACCGGUAUGUGUGUGUGUGUGUGCGCGCUUAGGCAGAGCAGAGCGUACAGCACAGUUGAGCUUGUCCUUGUUGUUUUAGCUUGUCAAUAAAGAGAUAGUUGAUCCAUCACCUCAUUUUUAUGUUUUUUUGCUGUACAGCACUGUAUAGCACUUUAUAUUGUGUACAAACCUUCACUAAAAUAGAGACUUUUUUCAAGCCCGGAACCGAUAAUUUGUGUUUACAUUGUUUCUUACGGAGAAUUUUGUUUCACUUUACAAACUUUCUUGUGUACGAACCCUGUUCAAGAAUCAAUUAAGUUCCUAAAUUGAGGUUCCACUGUAUUAGCAGACACCUUAAUUUAAUAAUGAUUUUGUUGUCCUUGAUUGCUUUUAAAUCUAAACUGAGAGCAUUUGAAGGAGCCUCAGUUAUCUGUAACUGUUUGACUUGAUGUCCAUCCUGUAAUGUGAAUGUCAUUUUAAUGUGUAACUCUGCUGCCUCUUGGCCAGGACUCAAUGGGUUAAAUACAGGUUAAAUAAAUAAAAAAAUCAUGUAUGUACUAGCAAAGCAAUUCAUAAUGCAUCAAAUAAAAUACACAUAUGUACAUGUUAAAUAAUGCAAUUUUAAAUAUUAAAUGUCAAUGUUUUUAUUUCUGUAUUGCAGUACUAAUACAUAUCUCAGUAUUUGUUCAUGAUUUAAUAGUAUCAAUUAUGGACAUUAUUUUCUACAUCCUCACAUUUCAGCAACUGUUUGUACAUUUUCUCAGGGGACAAUUCUACAGAAAUGAAACAUGGCUAUACACUAUAUUGCCAAAAGUAUUUGGCCACCCAUCCAAACGAUGAGAAUCAGGUGCCCUAAUCACUUGGCCCGGUGUAUAAAAUCAAGCACUUAGGCAUGGAGACUGUUUCUACAAACAUUUGUGAAAGAAUGGGCCGCUUUUAGUGAUAUCCAGCGUGGAACUGUCAUAGGAUGCAACAAAUCCAGUCGAGAAAUGUCCUCGCUCCUAAAUAUUCCAAAGU
This is a messenger RNA of Nerophis lumbriciformis (worm pipefish), 4195 nucleotides long. Its product is annotated as D-serine dehydratase. Gene Ontology annotation, biological process: D-serine catabolic process. The record is from RefSeq and is a predicted model, not a curated record. Lineage: Eukaryota; Metazoa; Chordata; Actinopteri; Syngnathiformes; Syngnathidae. Gene Ontology annotation, molecular function: D-serine ammonia-lyase activity.